AUGGCACUCUUUCUCCCCUGUCAAAUCGCCGCCGGCGUUACAUCCUCCACCCACCAUACCGUCUCCUCCGAUCAGUCCCACCGUCGCUCCUCCUCCGUCAAAAACCAAGCCCCUUCGUCCUCCUCCUACACCCACUGCAAAAUCCCCUGUUUCAUUUCCUCCUCCUCCCCCUUCGAUGCCGAGGUCGCUUCCUCCGAUGACGUCAGUUUCCCCUACAAUGUCCCCGCCAUCACUUCCUCCUCCUCCUCACCCAAUCAGUCCCGCCGCCGCUCCUCCUCCGCCAAAAUCAAAAUCAGUUCCUCCUCCACCGACGGCGGUUUCCCCUGCAUCAUUUCCUCCUCCCCCUUCGAUAUCGAGAUCACUUCCUCCUAUGAAAUCAGUUUCCCCUGCCAUUUCCCCGCCGUUACUUCCUCCUCCGCCCGCAGCCGUGUCACCUCCACCGACGAUGAGUCCCACCGCCGCUCCUCCUCCGCCAACGGCGGUCUCCCCUGCAUUACUUCCUCCCCCGGCAUCCCUUCCUCCUGUUACGGCUGUUUCCCCUACAACAUCUCCACCACCAUUACUUGCUCCUCCAGCCCAUGCUUCUCCCCCUUCCAAAUCAAGAUCCCUUCCUCCUCCCACCGCCGCCUCCCCUGCAGGGGGGAGAGCCAUCCAAACCUGUUAGAUUCGGUAUUCCAUGUGGAUGACGAGAGGUUCAGCAGGAUUGAGUUGCCCAAGGAAUUGCCAGGGGUAGGGGAACCAAGGCGCAUUUCCAUCUCGGAGACGAAGGUCACAGGUUCGCUUACAGUUAUGUAUCUUACUUCCAGAUCUUAUGAGAUACUGGUAAAGAAAGGGCUUGGUUCCGCUGAGGAUAGUUGGGUAAGAUUUUGUAGCAUGGUUCGAGUUGAUUUGGAGUUGAUUUGGGAGGAUGGUUUGACAGGAAGUUUGGAGCUUGGGGAGGAUGACGAGCUGUGCUUCUAUGAUUGCAAAACCCAUGAAAUUGAGCGACUUGGGUUGCCAGGUAUGGGGCUACGAAACCGGGGCGCAGCUUAUGCUGCUGAUUACACAGCGAGCUUAGUUUUGUUGGAACCAGAAUUCGGUGCAGUUCCUUGCUCAGACCCUGUAACGGGAUAUUCCUUAAUAAGGCAAGAUAUGAACUUUGGUGUUAUGUGA
Messenger RNA from Linum tenue, 1152 nucleotides. The record is from the annotation of a GenBank genome assembly. Lineage: Eukaryota; Viridiplantae; Streptophyta; Magnoliopsida; Malpighiales; Linaceae.